GCAUGUCGCUAGCUUAUUAACACCAUGCAUGCAUGGGAAGGGAGGCAGAGAAGCAUGUAUAUAUAUGGCAAACAAUUUUUACGAUUAGGAAGUUGAAAGAGAAACGGUUUGCUGCAACAACGUACUGGGACGACGCACUGUCGCUGAGAAAGACGAGAAAGACGCCGUCGUCUCGUCGCCACCACAAAAUCUGUCCCACGGUCACGGCAGCAAUGUGUGAAUCUCCAUCGUCAUCUCUGCAUAGGCAUGUGGCGUGUUAUUAUAGCUCGGAAGACAUCGUUGUAGCGGGCAUUGAAUCUGUCGCACGGCAAUGUGUGAAUCUCUAACGUCCCUGAUGCCACCGUCUCCGCCGCCAUCACCGCCAGAGUACAAGCACUUCUGUCGAGUAUGCAACAAGGGGUUCACGUGUGGCAGUGCGCUCGGUGGGCAUAUGAGAGCCCACGGCCCUGCUAGCGACGUCGACGGGUUCGGCGUCGUCGACGACGACGAUGGCUCGCUCGAUGAAGAGGGGGUCACGCGAUGCCCCGGAGCAGAUGAGUGGGACGACGCGGUUGGGACGUCGGCGACGCAUGCGUAUGCGCUCCGGGCGAAUCCGAAUAGGUUGAUCAGGAGCUGUCAGCUGUGCAAAAACUGCGGGAAGGAGUUUACGUCAUUGGAACUUUUCCUUCAGCAUGCGAGAUGCAGCAGAUCAGAGGAUGAGGGAGGAGGAGGAGAAGAAGAGCAGGUGGGUAGUCCGGUACCUUCGUCAUCAUCUCCCCCUACGAACGCUGAUGGUGGUGGUGACGAGGAUCCGAUACUAGCAACCCCAUGGUCGAAGGGAAAGAGAUCACGUCGCGUUGGGACGACCGAGGAGGAUCCUUCCACCAGCACCGUGGGAGAGGAGGAAGACCUCGCGAAAUGUCUCGUUAUGCUAUCGUCUUCCAAAUCCAACAUUAAUGACCAGGAGGCGAACGUUAUCGCGACGAUUACAAAAGACGAUCAUCAUCAUCAGAAGCAACCGAUUCCUUUUUUCACACAAUCACAAGAGUCAGUCGUAGCCGCACUGCCUUCUUCGCCACUCGUUGUGCCUCAAUACAUCUCACCCGCACCACGUGGAGGAGUUUUCGAGUGCAAGGCGUGCAAAAAGGUAUUCACUUCACACCAGGCUCUUGGAGGCCACCGGGCUAGCCACAAGAAAGUCAAAGGGUGUUUCGCUGCCAAGUUCGAGACGAGCAAUGCCACUGAAUCAACACGCCAUCAUCAAGUGGUGGCCGUUAAUAUCGCCAAAGAUGGAAGAAAUAAUGACAAUGGCAAAGCUCCUGCUGUCGACGAAAUCAUCAAUGCAGGUGCGAGUGCGAGUGCGAGUGCACAUGUCCCAGGAGGUUUUGCUACCACUAUCGUCGACACCAACAUAGGGACAAGUUCCGACACGCCACGAUCACUGUAUUCUUCCAUGGCGCUUGCGCCCAUCGUCGAACACAAUCCAUUAGUUGAGACCACGCUCGCCGUUGCAGCGGCACAGUUCAAGAAAAGCACCAAAAUGCAUGAGUGUUCGGUAUGCCACCGGCUGUUCACCUCUGGCCAAGCACUCGGUGGUCAUAAGAGAUGCCACUGGCUUACCUCAAACACAUCAGACCCUUGUAACACGGUGACCGCCAGCAUGAUCCCGUCGCUAACGGAAGAUUUCGUUGGCGGCGUAGUCAAACAGCAGUUCAACCUCCAGCCCCAACCAAUGGUCGUGGACGUGCCUCCGCCAGUGCUCGACCUCACAAUCGCGCCAAACGCAACCGUAGCGCACUUGCAGCCACUAGCUGUCGCAGCACCAAGCAAUGUUAAUCACCAGAAGAAGGAUGCCACAAGAAAAAAAUAUGCCAUCGAUGCGGUGAUGGAGGAGGAAGAGGCAGACAGCACACCAGCGAAGAGAGCUAAAAUUAGCGACCUCAAAGACAUGGUGAGCAUGGAUGGUGAGCCCACAAAGCCCUGGCUACAAGUUGGGAUUGGUUCCUCGUCGGCACCAGGAGAUGACAGUUGACAAGGCCUGAUGAGAAUAUAACUAUUCAUUAAUCGACUUUGAAGUAUUAUGGUACAUAUUAUAGUAUUAACUACUUACUAACUUUAUUAACUUAGAGCGUGAAUGUACAAUUUGUGGAGUAUGCUAUACAUUGUUUGAUUUUUUUUCUUCUUCUUCUUUUUUUAUUAUCUAGAUCUUCCACUGUUAUUGUAAGACUGAAAUAUACUGCUGCUAAACACUAAUUAAAAGUAACAAUAUGAAAGACAACAUUUUUCUCUUGUUACAUUAUUUUGUUCUAUUAUUGAUCUUUGUAGCAUCAGACUUUAAUCGCCUGAAGUUUUUGUGGCUCUAUAUAUUGUAUUUAUCAUUUAUUAUCACGUACCGGAUGUACCAGAUAACUUGUAAUGUCUUUUACUCGACUCAAGUGCAAGUUUUCUAGGAGUUUCAUUCUCAUUAAAUGAGAUGUCUGUUGGGGUCUUCUUCUCCAUCGAAGGUCUACAAGACAAAAACACCUUCAGCAAGAUAAUACAAAGCCUCGCUGAAGCUAUCAUCAACAUCGGCUCUGCUUCUCAAGACAAUGACCUUGUGUACAAGCAAUGUUGCAGAAUGCCGAAGCUCAAUAGCAUCGGCUCGGAUCAAGCAAAGACGUAAAAGACUAAAUAUACCUUAUUAGCUUUAGUUGCUUGUAAAUAAACGUUUAAGGAUAUGGAUGUAAUU
Messenger RNA from Zea mays, 2707 nucleotides. RefSeq names its product C2H2-type zinc finger family protein. NCBI's taxonomy places the organism in Eukaryota, Viridiplantae, Streptophyta, Magnoliopsida, Poales, Poaceae. The transcript is spliced from 3 exons. The record is from RefSeq and is a predicted model, not a curated record. The coding region runs from base 311 to 2011 and encodes 566 amino acids.